Tripterygium wilfordii is the source of this 1319-nucleotide messenger RNA. RefSeq names its product ubiquitin-conjugating enzyme E2 22-like. The record is from RefSeq and is a predicted model, not a curated record. Lineage: Eukaryota; Viridiplantae; Streptophyta; Magnoliopsida; Celastrales; Celastraceae. The transcript is spliced from 7 exons. The coding region runs from base 290 to 1132 and encodes 280 amino acids.
AAAAAUAAGAGAAAAUAAAAAAAAAAAUUAUUCUUUCUUCUCUCCUCAAAAUCAACCAUUCAAUCAUUCCAAGGAGAGAUCGCUUUUAUCAUCUCAGUCUCUCUGUGCAACAUUCACGAAGCUGUCGCCCUGUCUCGAGGUGAACGAAGAUGAGGUCUUUUGCUGGUUGACCUAUCAUCACUUAGACGGCAAGGUUGGAGUAGAUUUGGCACUUCUUUUGCUGAAGUUCUGAUUCCUUAUUUUUGAAAUUCACAAGCUUGGUGCAAGGACCCCAUUUUCUUUCGUGGCUAUGGCAACUAAUGAGAAUCUUCCACCAAAUGUAAUAAAGCAACUUGCAAAGGAGUUGAAGAAUCUUGACGAAUCUCCACCUGAGGGCAUUAAAGUUGGAGUAAAUGACGACGAUUUUUCAAACAUAUAUGCUGAUAUUGAAGGCCCAGCUGGGACUCCAUAUGAGAAUGGCGUUUUCCGAAUGAAGUUGUUGCUUUCUCAUGACUUCCCACACUCACCUCCUAAAGGAUAUUUCUUAACUAAGAUUUUCCAUCCAAACAUUGCUUCAAAUGGUGAGAUAUGCGUUAAUACGCUGAAAAGGGAUUGGAACCCAAGUCUUGGAUUACGACAUAUUCUUCUUGUAGUCAGGUGUUUAUUGAUUGAACCAUUUCCAGAGUCAGCCUUGAAUGAACAGGCUGGCAAGAUGCUGCUUGAAAACUAUGAGGAGUAUGCCAGACAUGCCAGGCUCUAUACUGGAAUUCAUGCUAAGCCAAAACCCAAGUUUAAAUCAGGAGCAAUUUCUGAGUCAACUACUGUACUGAAUGUUGAUCAAACUAAUGCCUCAAUCCUCAACGUCGACCAGAAGACUACUGCAACUGGUGCUGCAUUGCCACUGCCAUCACCAUUGGCCCCUUCUACUACAGUCAGCAAAGGAGGAAAUAGUCAUGAUCAGAUAGCCACUGUAGUUACAAUGACUGAGACAGGAGUUGGUGGAUCUACCACAGCAGCAGCCGCCGCCACCGCCACCGCCCUGGCACCAAUGCCCACAAUGACCACUAUGCAGAAAAAGGAAGGUGGUGUAGCAAAACUGCAGGCGGACAAGAAGAAAAUGGAUGCAAGGAAGAAAAGCUUGAAGAGAUUAUAGUUUUUUUUUUUUCUGAUUUGAGCUGUUCUCAAGGAACUUUUUUUGUUGAGAAAAGUGGGGGAUGCAUAAGCGUUGUAGUUGGGAGAUGGUGGAGAAUGUUGUGUAAGAGACGUUUUCCGGGCUAUAUAAAUGAUGGAUCUCAAACCCCUUAACCUACUAAAUUAAAUUUGCAUUGUGUUUCUUGUCA